This is a messenger RNA of Orussus abietinus, 2773 nucleotides long. RefSeq names its product nucleolysin TIAR. Bases 1 to 1224 code for a protein of 407 amino acids. Gene Ontology annotation, molecular function: mRNA binding. The record is from RefSeq and is a predicted model, not a curated record. The transcript has 11 exons. Lineage: Eukaryota; Metazoa; Arthropoda; Insecta; Hymenoptera; Orussidae.
AUGGCUUAUUACAAGACAGAUAUGCGUCCAGGAGCCGAGCCCUACGCCUUCGUGGAGUUCGACGAGCACGCCGGGGCCUCGACGGCGCUCUCGGCGCUGAACCAUCGCCGCUUCCUGGACAAGGAGAUGAAAGUCAACUGGGCCACUUCGCCGGGUAACCAGCCGAAACAAGACACGAGCAAGCACUACCACAUAUUCGUCGGGGACCUGAGUCCGGAGAUCGAGACGCAGACGCUGAGGGAAGCCUUCGCCCCCUUCGGCGAGAUCUCGGACUGUAGAGUGGUGAGGGACCCGCAGACGCUCAAGUCCAAGGGCUAUGGAUUCGUGUCCUUCGUCAAGAAGGCGGAGGCGGAGAGCGCGAUCGGCGCCAUGAACGGCCAGUGGCUCGGCAGCAGGAGCAUCCGGACGAACUGGGCGACCCGCAAACCACCGGCACCCAAAUCGGAAGCGAACGCGAAGCCGCUGACCUUCGACGAGGUCUACAACCAGAGCAGUCCCACCAACUGCACGGUCUACUGCGGGGGUCUGACCAACGGCCUGACGGAGGAGCUCAUGCAGAAGACCUUCUCGCCCUUCGGCUCCAUCCAGGAGAUCCGAGUCUUCAAGGACAAGGGAUACGCCUUCGUCAGGUUCUCCACCAAGGAGUCGGCCACGCACGCCAUCGUGGCCGUCCACAACACCGACAUCAACGGGCAGACCGUCAAGUGUAGCUGGGGGAAGGAGAGCGGCGAUCCCAACAACGCGCAGCAGACCGGCCAGGCCCUCUCGUCGGCGACGUACCCGUACUACGCGGCUGCGGCCGCGGCCGCGGCGGCGGCGGCGGGCGUCGCGGGCGUCGGGGGCGUCGGGGGCGUCGGGGGCGCCGGUCAGCUAGGGUACUGGUAUCCGCCCCAGUCGUACCCCACGACGGCGACGCAGAUGCAGGCCGGCGGGUUCCUCCAGGGGAUGCAGGGCUACACGUACGGACAGUUCGCCGGGUACCAGCAGGCUCAGUACAUGGGGAUGGGCAUGGGAGUGCACGCGGCCGGCACCGCCGCCGGCUGGGGACAAGGCUUGCCCGGGGGGCCGCAACUGCCCCCGCAUCACGCCACGACGGUCUCGGCGCCCCCGGGGGUGCAGGCCGCCCCCCCGCCACCCCCGCCGCCCGCGCAGAUGAUGGCCUACCCCAUGCAGCAGUUCCAGCUAGCGGAUGAGGACUGGCUGACGCCUAGCCUUCUAGUGUGAUGGUAAGCAAGCACACCCCACCGACAUCAACCGACACCGGCUCCGUCGACAUCGCCACCACCUCCGCCAGGGUCGCCACCGUCGCCGGCGAUGCCCCCGAGUCGGCAACGACGCGACCGACUUGACCGGCGAGCCCGACAAAACCGAAAAAACCGAGAUCGAUAGGAGGCCCCCAUUCGAUCGAGACCCGACCCCCGGGGGGGAUCCCCCCCGCGAUCCGGCCCCCCGAGCGGAUACUCGAAAUCUUCGAAUUCGACCCGCUCGAUGCACUUCCUAUGCCAAAAUCAACCAUCAAAGCUUGCCUUAGAGGAGAGCAAAUCCGCGAGGGAGGUACCGAGACUCUCGGGACACUUUCCCAAGUGAGCGCGAUCGAUCGUGCGACUCUCCCCCGGAGGGCGAUCUCGAGCGAAUCGUUCGCCACUUCCGGCGACGGGGAGGGAUCUUCGAAGGGGGGCGAUAAUUCCAGAGGGGCUUGACGAUAUCAGGGGUCGGGGGAAGGAAACCGAAGAUCCGGAACCGAACAGGGGGACGAAAGUAGAGCACCUCGCGGUGCGAUCAGCCUCGCUAAAGGAGAGACACGAAACGAGAGAGAGAGAGAAAAAAAACAAAAGAGAGAAAGGGAGCGCAAAAAUCAAAUUUUCUAUCGACGUCCGGAAAAAAGGGGGUCCCGGGUUCCCUUCCCAGCACCCAGGAGAGCACGCGAUUCGCACUCGGCACCCUCCGACAUUUUUACGAGAGCGUCGACGCCGAGCGUCCCCGGCGGCCAUCCAGGCCCUCGGUCGGCACUCGAGUCUCCGCGACUUUUUAACCAAAGACUAGAUUUUUUACAAGCGCGCUCCUCAGGGGAAGGGGGGCGAAAAUCGAGGCUCGAGCGCACCCCCGGUAGCUCCUUCGUUAAGCUUUUUAGAAUCCCGAGGUGCUCGAGGGGGAGGUCCCGGUCGCGGGAAAGGGUCGAAAGGAGAGACUCCCUUCGCCGCUCCCUUUGAUUUUAGGGCCAAGCAACUAUUCCCAAAUUACCGGGGGAGCGUAAUUACCGAUGGGGCUAACCCGGAGAUACUUAAAGAAAAAUCCCACACCUAGAGGAUAUCCCUAUCUAAAGGCAUCCCCGCGUUAUUUAUCGGUGUAAGGAAGCCUCUACGGGGCUCACUUCCCGGCUCGAAUAUAUUUGUCCCGGAAAUGGUUUUUCUCGGGAUUCGUGGCGGAUGCUCUUCCGACGAUAGGAAGGGGUUAUGAAUUAUGGGAGGAAAAGGGGAAAAGAGAGACGUCAAUGGGGCCGUUCAGGGAGGGGGGAAUCGAGGGUGAGGAGUUCGACGCUCGAGUAGAUGGAACGAGAGGGCCGAUUCUCUAAAACGGAUCCUCGCAUAGAGCCGUCUCUCUCCUUUCUUUAUCGCGAUCGGUUUCCGUCCCUCCUUUCCUCCCUGGUUCUAUCUGCACACCGGCCCCUUCUCCUCAUACGCCACCCCGAUGUCGAAGCGUUUUGAUUCCGCUUUGAAAGUGGAGCAUCCGCGCACUUGUCCCUCAAAAAUGAAACUCUCAUCCGCGAGGAUAU